Molecule: messenger RNA, 2380 nt
Organism: Styela clava
Lineage: Eukaryota; Metazoa; Chordata; Ascidiacea; Stolidobranchia; Styelidae
Product: high affinity cGMP-specific 3',5'-cyclic phosphodiesterase 9A-like
Biological process (GO): signal transduction
Molecular function (GO): 3',5'-cyclic-nucleotide phosphodiesterase activity
Source: RefSeq, a predicted model, not a curated record
UUUAAAAUGGCUCAAAAUGCAAACCAAGAAAAAGGGGAAACAAGCACGCAAAGUUGGAUGGUCGCCAAGUUACCUCCACCAGAAUCAUUCUCCACCGAUAGCAAAUUAGUGAAUGGAGGGUUGGUAGAAAAUAGCGAUGUCAUUGUGGGGAAACAGCAAGGUGAAUCAGUGGAAGGGCGUAAUAGUGAGGCGACAAUAGAACAAGGGAGUCGUGAAGAGAAAAAAGGCAAAGAUGAAGCUGAAGUUGACGCAAUCAACCACACACUUGAACCCAAGAAAACGAAUAGCGAACGCGAGGAGCAGGUUUCUACUAACAACACAACAACCAAAGUUGAAUUAAUAGGCCAUCUAGAAAAAGAAAACAAAACUGCAGUUGACGAUUUCUCGACAGAAAAAUCCAACAAAGGCACAUAUAAUCGUAAAGGAAAUAGAAGGCAGAAAUCUAGACAUAACGGAGAAAAAAUCCGAGGGAGAAACGUGGAAACCUUAUCGCAAUCAGAAGAAGGCAACAUCAGCGACAAAAUGAAAAUUAACAUCAACGACCAGGAUCCUUUGUUACAUGAUGAUAGAAUCGAUCAAGAAGAAGAAGAAGAUUAUGGCAGUGACGACACUGCUAGUUCAAUCUCGUCAAUAGGAGAUGACACAAUGCCGGGAAUGGAAGAUGUUUCUUACCCAGACGAAUCCAUGCAUCGCCUUUCAGAGCCGGAUUUCGACGUAUGGCGACUCGGAAGAGAUGCCAUGGUCGAUCACUUAGAGUAUAUGUACCACGAACUGGGAGUAACCAGAGCGUGGAAAAUUCCAAGAGCCACCCUAAGAAUGUUUCUGCUAGGAGUGAGAGAACGAUAUCAAGACAAUCCUUAUCACAAUUUCAAACACUGUUUCUGCGUAACUCAGAUGACCUACAGUAUGAUCUGUAAACUCAAGCUUCGCCAUCUUCUCUCUGUCGAUGAUCUUGGGAUGAUACUUACAGGAGCCGUCUGCCACGAUGUUGAUCAUCCGGGACUCAAUAACGGUUAUCACUGUCACGCACACUCCCCGCUGGCUAUUCUUUACAAUUACCAAAGUAUCUUAGAACAACAUCAUUUUGCUGUUACCUGUCGAAUACUAACAAACAAAGAGCGAAACAUAUUUCGAAAUGUUUCAAACCGAGAUGAGAUACUGAAUGGCACUAGGGAAUUGAUACUUGCCACUGACCUUGCUUUGCAUAAAGAUAUUAUGGAACAAUUCAAGAGAAACACGGCAGAAGGAUUCGAUUUUAAAAACAGAUCUCAUGUUCUGAGUUUGCUAAAGAUCAUCAUAAAAUGUGCGGAUGUAUCGAAUGAAGUACGACCGGAAAACAUAGCAACGCCAUGGGUUGAACGACUCUUUUCUGAAUAUUAUGAACAGAGUGCGCGGGAGAAAAGAGAAAGAUUACCCGUUACACCGUACAUGGAUCCCGAAAAGGUCGACGUCACAGACUCACAAGAAGGGUUUAUCAAAGGAAUGAUGCUACCGAUGUACAGUGAAUUGGCAAAGCUCGUCGUAGACGCCCGAAUAUAUUAUGUGAAUCCUUUGAGCGAUGCGUUACUUCGAUACGAAUUACAAAAGAGGCAAACGAUGUGAACUGAAAACGAAUAAACGAUUGUUAUGACAUCGUAAAGACUGAAGUCCCGCAGUUGGCGUGAUAGAAGAACAGGGCACAAAAGUCAAUUGGCAAAACGCCGGAUUUUGAUGCAAAAACUAAUUAAUGGUUGAUGGGAGUGGAGUGAUUAUUUUAGUAGAGGUAUAAAACUGUGAUGUAUCGUUUUCGUUAUUUUUUAUUAUGUUUCAAUAGGUCAACAUAUAUUACCUAUGAAAUCAGUUGUUCUGCAAUUUAUCGUUUGAGUUAGGAAUCUCAUCAUGUUCAGUCGAUGUAAACCAUUUUAUCAUGACUAAUGUAUACUUAUGUAACACACAGAAAUUUAUUUAUUGGUCAAUAGAGCAAUCACUGGUGUAAUAGGAAAAGCUUGUCGUAUUGCCAAAUACCGUUUAAAACUUCCCUCUAUGAAACAUCCUAGUCUACAUGCAUUCUAUGCAGUGUUUGUAAUAAGUACACUAGACUGACGCGAAAUAUAAUGAUGUAUAUACAAUUCGUUGUGAACCCAAUGCGGCCUACAACUCCGUUGACUCUAAACGACAAGACUACCUAUCAACUUCAAAUCAGAUUUCUGUUCCGACUGUAAUUAAAAAUAUAUUUUCUUUAUUGAUUGAUUUAUUUAUAUUUGUAUUACUGUUGUUGUUCGAUUUGCCUAUUACAUUGAUGCUUUUUUUUUGUAUUUUUACUUUUCGUUUUCUGCACCUUAUGUACCGCCAGCCGAAUAAAAACGGCAGGAACAAUUUCAAUAAAAUAACCUCAACAUCA